UCACUCACUCACACACAUACACACACACAGAAGCUCUCCCCGCGUGCCGUCCUCAGAGAUCCUCGUUGUGUGUGUGUUUCGCCAGGUGGACGUGGUGCCUCACUCCCUGCAGUCACCAUUUCCACCCCGGAGAGUUCCACGCUGGCAGCGCAGCCCCUUCCCCGGCUGAGCAUCGGGCGGAAGACCCUGGUGGCAGCCGCUGUGGGGGUCAUGCUGGUCCUGGUUCUAGUGGUCCUCAUCCCUGUGCUGGUCAGCUCUGUUGGCACUGGCAGCACAGAUGACAGCGCCAGCCACUACGAGAUGCUGGGUACCUGCCGCAUGGUGUGCGACCCCUUCCCCAGUACCGGCACCACAGGCUCAGGUGCACAAGUGGGCACAGAUACUGUCACCACGGGCCUUCAUCUGGACAAUGAGGGGGACGCCCUGAGUGACCACAGCAUUGGCCCGCCGCUGCCCACCUACAGUGCUCAUGGGCCACAGGGCAAACCAGGGCGUCCAGGGAAACCUGGACCCCCAGGACCACCUGGAGAGCCGGGCCCACCAGGACCUAAAGGACCACCGGGAGACGGAGUGGACGUAGUACGGACAGGGGUACUAGGUGUAGGUGGUAAAGGGACAGUUAGCACAACCAUCUACAGCACCACGCCUCGGGUGGCAUUUUAUGCGGGACUGCGAAACCCUCAAGAAGGUUACGAUAUCCUGAGAUUUGAUGAUGUGGUGACUAAUAUUGGUGAUAACUACGAAGGCGCCACGGGCAAGUUCACCUGUAAGAUUCCUGGUACCUACUUCUUCAUCUACAACGUGCUGAUGAGAGGUGGAGAUGGAACCAGCAUGUGGGCUGACCUGAUCAAGAAUGGCUUGGUCAGGGCCAGCGCCAUUGCCCAAGACCAGGAUCAGAGUUAUGACUACGCCAGCAACAGUGUCAUCCUUCAUUUGGACGCAGGCGAUGAGGUUUUCAUAAAAUUGGACGGGGGCAAGGCUCAUGGGGGCAACAGCAACAAAUAUAGCACCUUCUCAGGGUUCAUCCUCUAUGCUGACUGAGGACUGGACAGGACAUAGGCUCAGUGGUGAAAGGUCAUGGCCAGAAGACAUUCUCUUCUUGUCUUUCACUUGCCUCUCACAGUAAGGUCGAUGUUGCCCAUAGCCACCGAUCCACAGUCAGAUGUUUUUUUUACAUACCUCUAUUGUUUAAGGCCAGGAGUGAUGCAGUAAUUAAGGCUAUGGAUCUGUGGUUACUGGUAACUGUCCAUACUUCCAUUGUGAUACAGGGUGCCUAUGCUACUUUUUGUGACGGACAAGCAACGUAAAAGUGACAGUCACUGCAAUGUGUCAUGCUGAGGUGCAGCAACAGUUUUGACAGUGCAGAUGCUUCACCGUCAUGUUUGUGCUGUCAUUUCAUAUUCCAGUCUGCUAAUCCAGCAGUCAUGUGACUGCACUGUACGUUUGUUAUGUGCUACAUUAACUUAAGAUUAGGUGUUUGUAAGGUAAGAUGUUGUGCUUCAGUGACUGGGGUAACAUAUUUUGCCAUGAGAAACACUUAAAUGUUAAAUGUUGGUAUCAGAGUGAGAUUAUGAUUCUGGACGGCAGACAGUGUCAUAAAAUGUCUUGUGUCUCAGUGUAAUGAUUCGGACAAUCAUGUCAUAGUACCACAAUAUAUUUGGCAUAUUAUUAGUGUUAAACUUUAAACUGUAAAUUUAAUAUUGAAUUUUGAUGUGCAACCACAGUCAAAGCAGUAUCUCUGCUGCACAUACAUCCUACUGUGUGUGUAUUAAAACUCAUAUAGCUGUUGGUAGAUUGUUGUGCAAUUAUGUCAUUCGUGUGAGAGAUGUCUCUUGUAAUUGGUAAUGCGCUCAUUUGUAAAGCUUUAUUCAAUUUGCAUGCAUGUAACAUUUCUUAUCAUGUAUGAUUCCACAAAUGAGGAUCGAUAAAGAAAAAUACAGUCAUUUAAAACAAAGUGAUGGCUAGAUGUGGAUGUUAGGAACAUCUAAUGCUUGUUUUUUUUGUUUGUUUGUUUGUUUUUUUGGUUGGUUUU
Myripristis murdjan (pinecone soldierfish) is the source of this 2032-nucleotide messenger RNA. It is a transcript of the gene c1ql1l, whose product is annotated as complement component 1, q subcomponent-like 1-like. Gene Ontology annotation, molecular function: protein binding. The record is from RefSeq and is a predicted model, not a curated record. The transcript is spliced from 2 exons. The coding region runs from base 211 to 1041 and encodes 276 amino acids. NCBI's taxonomy places the organism in Eukaryota, Metazoa, Chordata, Actinopteri, Holocentriformes, Holocentridae.